UUACAUGAUAAGGGUAAGCUAGGGAAAAGAAGAUAAAAAGAAAUGAAAGAGAAAAGGGUUUCUCCAUCAUCUUUAGUUUUUGCAUAUAUGAAAGAGCUUGAAAUAAAAUUGAGAGAGAAUUGAAAGAAGUAAGAAAUAAGUGAAGAGAGAGAGAAAGAGAGUAGCAAUGAAGUUCUUGUUCCAAUGCCCUUGUUGUUCUUGUUUCUGCUUCAUGAAGCCUAAACAAGGCAAGCCAAAAGCUCAAGAUAAUCAACCCAAAAAAGAAGCCAAAAAAGAAGAUCAACCACAAGCUCCACCAAAGGAAGAGAAGAAAGAAUAAUCAGAUUUCUUUAUCAUUAUCAUUAUUUUCUUUUCCCAAGAAGCUCAAACAGUGUAUGUACUCUCCAAACUUCUAUAAUCUGCAUUAGAUCUGCCUUUAUGGGCUCAGAAGUUGCAGCCCCUGUCUAAGAUUUGCCUUGGAUUUUAUUCUUAUAAUUGUAAUAAAUUUUCUGUUCAUCAUCCAUUUUUAUGUAUCAUUUUGGUUUGAUUCCACGUUUUAAUUAAGAUUAGAUGUUUGUGUCUCA
Messenger RNA from Benincasa hispida (wax gourd), 563 nucleotides. RefSeq lists its product as uncharacterized. Lineage: Eukaryota; Viridiplantae; Streptophyta; Magnoliopsida; Cucurbitales; Cucurbitaceae. The record is from RefSeq and is a predicted model, not a curated record.